Megalops cyprinoides (Indo-Pacific tarpon) is the source of this 4258-nucleotide messenger RNA. Its product is annotated as 1-phosphatidylinositol 4,5-bisphosphate phosphodiesterase beta-4-like. Gene Ontology annotation, molecular function: phosphatidylinositol-4,5-bisphosphate phospholipase C activity; calcium ion binding. Gene Ontology annotation, biological process: phosphatidylinositol-mediated signaling; lipid metabolic process. The record is from RefSeq and is a predicted model, not a curated record. NCBI's taxonomy places the organism in Eukaryota, Metazoa, Chordata, Actinopteri, Elopiformes, Megalopidae. The transcript has 40 exons. Bases 566 to 4246 code for a protein of 1226 amino acids.
ACCGGCAGUAGCGGCAGCAGCACUGCUCUCUCCAUCCGCAGCCUGGGAGGGAAAGAAAGACGGGUCUCGCGCCCAACUCGCCUCUCUUUUAAAAGCUGUCAUUCAUUCGCGAGCGUGCACGCGCCUUUUUGCCCUCGCGGGGGGUUCCACACACGCGCGCGCCCUCCUCUCUCUCUCCCCGCGCGGGGUCCCUUCACGCGACCGCAUCGAGCAGCCUCUCGCGCCUGGAGGGGGAAAGGGAGACACGAGAGCGGAGAAGGACGGAGGACCGGGACGGAGGACCGGGACGGAGCUGCUGGGAGGGAUAAAAAAGAGACACAACUAUCAACUGGAAUCAAGAGAGAGAGAAAAAUCCCCCCCGGCCCUAAACCACGGCCAACCCAUCAUUUCACACCGGAUUUAAUCCGCCCACGACUGACCAGCUACCAACUGAUGUAAGGAAAAGAGAUGUUUCUUUUGUCUGAAAAUAAUUCAUGUUGAACUGAAAGAAGAGGCUCACAGUCCCCCUGCUGCCCCAUUCUACUCCCACUCAGAUACCCAGCGUCUGUCUGACAUUUGAGCAGCCAUGACAAAAUCAUAUGAAUUCAACUGGCAGAAGCACCUCCCAGAUUUCAUGCAAGAGGGGGCUCCGUUCGACAGAUAUGAGGAGGAUCCUUUUGUUUUUGAACCAAACUGUCUGUUUAAAGUGGAUGAAUUUGGCUUCUUUCUUACAUGGAAGAGUGAAGGAAAGGAAGGCCAGGUUCUAGAAUGCUCUUUGAUCAACAGCAUCCGGGUCGGAGCAGUGCCGAAGGAUCCAAAGAUCCUGUCGUCCCUGGAGGCUGCUGGGAAGGCGGAGAGCGACCUGGAGGGCCGUAUCAUCUGCGUGUGCAGCGGCACCGACCUGGUGAACCUCAGCUUCAUGUACAUGGUGGCCGACAGCGCCGACACCGCCAAGCAAUGGGUGGAGGGCCUGAGGUCGGUGAUUCACAACUUCAAGGCAAACAACGUGUGUCCCAUGACCUGCCUGAAAAAACACUGGAUGAGGUUGUCAUCUUUGACCAACGUGAAUGGAAAAAUCCCAGUACGAAGCAUAACAAGGACGUUUGCCUCCGGCAAAACAGAGAAGGGGAUCUUUCAGGCCCUGAAGGAUUUGGGCCUGCCCAGUGGAAAGAACGAUGAAAUCGAGCACUCCGUCUUCACCUUUGACAUGUUCUACGCCCUCACCCAAAAGAUCUGCCCUCGAACCGACAUAGAGGAGCUGUUCAAAAAGAUCAAUGGAGACAAAACUGAUUAUUUAAGCGUAGACCAAUUAGUCAGCUUUCUGAAUGAAAAUCAGCGUGACCCGCGUCUGAAUGAGAUUUUAUUUCCGUUCUAUGAUCCCAAACGGGCGAUGCAGAUCAUAGAGAAGUACGAGCGAGAUGACGAGUUGAAAAAGAAAGGCCGGAUGUCCAGUGAUGGCUUCUGCCGGUACCUGAUGUCGGACGAGAAUGCGCCGGUCUUCCUGGACCGUCUGGAGCUCUACCAGGAGAUGGACCAGCCUCUGGCCCACUACUUCAUCAGCUCCUCCCACAACACCUACCUGACGGGCAGGCAGUUCGGGGGGAAGUCCUCGGUGGAGAUGUACCGGCAGGUCCUUCUGUCUGGGUGCAGAUGUGUGGAGCUGGACUGUUGGGAUGGGAAAGGAGAGGAUCAGGAGCCCAUUAUAACCCAUGGAAAGGCUAUGUGCACCGACAUCCUGUUCAAGGAUGUAAUCCAAGCCAUUAAAGAAACCGCUUUUGUGACCUCUGAAUACCCAGUGAUUCUGUCCUUUGAAAACCACUGCAGUAAGCCACAGCAGUAUAAAAUGGCACGGUACUGCGAGGAGAUUUUCGGAGAUCUGUUACUGAAGCAGCCGCUGGAGCCCUUCCCUAUCGAACCCGGACGUCCGUUGCCUUCUCCCAAUGACCUCAAAAGAAAAAUCCUUAUCAAAAACAAAAGGUUAAAACCUGAAGUGGAGCAGAAGCAGCUGGAGUUGUUUAAAAAGCACAUGGAAGCAGGUGAAACCAGCACCCCGGCAAAUAUCCUGGAGGAUGAGAAUGAAGAGGAGAUGGAGAAUGCUGAUGUUAAAGACGUCAAUCCCGAGCUGAAGACCGGCAAUAAUCUGUCUGGGGACGAACUGAGUGAGAAAGAGGCCCACAUGAACAGCGUGAAAAAGGUUACUGAAGACGAGGUGACAGAGAUAUCAGAGGCCACAGAAGCUACCGACAUCACUGAUGUAUCUGAAUCCUCUGACCAGGACAACAAGAAGGGUGGGGAAACGACUGAGGACGACGAGCAGGCUCUGAUCGCCUCCUACAAAUACGUGGGGGCCACCACCAACAUCCACCCGUACCUCUCCGCCAUGGUCAACUACGCCCAGCCCGUCAAGUUCCAGAGCUUCGACGUAGCCGAAGAGCGGAAUAUCCACCACAAUAUGUCAUCCUUUAAUGAGUCUGUGGGAUUGGGGUACCUGAAGACCAACGCUAUAGAGUUUGUAAACUAUAACAAGCGGCAAAUGAGUCGAAUCUACCCCAAAGGAGGCAGAGUGGACUCCAGUAAUUACAUGCCUCAGAUCUUCUGGAACGCCGGCUGCCAGAUGGUGUCUCUGAACUUCCAGACCCCAGAUUUGGCCAUGCAGCUGAACCAGGGAAAGUUUGAGUAUAACGGGUCCUGUGGGUACUUGCUGAAGCCGGACUUCAUGCGUCGCUCUGACAGGAUGUUCGAUCCUUUCUCAGAAACGCCCGUAGAUGGUGUAAUUGCAGCUACCUGCAGCGUUCAGGUGUUUUCAGGUCAGUUCUUGUCGGAUAAGAAGAUUGGCACGUACGUGGAGGUGGAUAUGUACGGCCUGCCCACUGACACCAUCCGCAAAGAGUUCCGCACGCGAAUGGUGAUGAACAACGGGCUGAACCCGGCCUACAACGAGGAGCCGUUUGUGUUCAGGAAGGUGAUCCUUCCUGACCUGGCAGUGCUCAGGAUCGCUGUGUACGACGACAACAACAAGCUGAUUGGUCAGCGGAUCCUCCCUCUGGACGGCCUGCAGGCAGGGUACAGACACAUCUCCCUGCGGAACGAGGGAAACAAGCCUCUCUCCCUGCCCACCGUCUUCUGCAACAUCGUGCUGAAAACCUACGUGCCGGACGGAUUCGGAGCCAUCGUGGAUGCGCUGUCUGAUCCAAAGAAGUUUCUGUCCAUCACUGAAAAGAGGGCGGACCAGAUGAGGGCCAUGGGGAUUGAAACAAGUGACAUCGCAGACGUGCCAAAUGACAGCUCAAAGAACGACAAGAAAGGAAAGGUGAACCAGGUGAAGGCAAGCGUAACGCCCCAGACCAGCUCAGAACUGGGACAGACGUCCAUGUCUGGACAGACCAACGCCACGGAAACCAAGAAAGAUACGGCAGCUCUGGUGCCUCAGGUCAGCAUGGAGGAUUUGAAACAGAUGAAGACAUACAUUAAACUCAUAAAGAAACAGCAGAAAGAACUUAAUGCUUUAAAGAAAAAACAUGCAAAGGACCACAGUGCCAUGCAGAAGUCUCAUUGCACCCAGGUGGACAAGAUAGUGGCUCAACAUGACAAAGACAAACUCACUCAUGAAAAGCAGCUGGAAAAAGCCAUUAAGAAAAGGGGAGAGAAUAAUUGCCUUGAACUGAAGAAGGAAACCGAAAUCAAAGUCCAGACGCUGACCUCCGAUCACAAAGCAAAGGUGAAGGAGAUGGUGGCGCAGCACACCAAGGAGUGGUCUGAGAUGAUCAACUCGCACAGCACGGAGGAGCAGGAGAUGAAGGACCAGCACGUUACGCAGCAGUGUGAGCACCUGAAGAAGCUGAUGGUGACGGUCCAGGAGCAGCAGACCCAGCAGCUCAAGCUCAUUCACGAACGGCAGAGCAAAGAGAUGCGCGCCAACCAGGCCAAGACCUCCAUGGAGAACAGCAAAGCCAUCAGCCAGGACAAGAGCAUCAAAAACAAGGCUGAGCGGGAGAGAAGAGUACGGGAAUUGAACAGUAGCAACACAAAAAAGUUCCUUGAGGAAAGAAAAAGGCUCGCCAUGAAGCAGCUAAAGGAGAUGGAACAGCUGGAGAAGUCUCAGCGCGAGCAGCUGGAGAACUUGGAGAAGGCGAACGAGCAGCUUUUGAAAUCACAUCAUGCAAAGUCUCAAUGUCAAGGCGAAGGACAUGCAGCAGAUGGUGAAGCUGGAGGCACAGAUGGACCGCAGGCCUGCCACAGUGGUGUGAAGUACCCCCCCACUGACUGAGACCGAGCCCCC